Molecule: messenger RNA, 1200 nt
Organism: Aspergillus melleus
Lineage: Eukaryota; Fungi; Ascomycota; Eurotiomycetes; Eurotiales; Aspergillaceae
Product: flavin-containing monooxygenase
Exons: 6
Coding region: 1-1200 (399 amino acids)
Molecular function (GO): NADP binding; N,N-dimethylaniline monooxygenase activity; flavin adenine dinucleotide binding
Source: RefSeq, a predicted model, not a curated record
AUGCUGAAUGUCGCGCAGCGAUUCCACAUCCUGCCACAUCUAGAGUGUAAUGUCACCUGGGUUGGAAGUACCUGGAUAGAAGACCGAAAAUGCUGGAUCGUCGAGCUCCAAAACACGCAAACCGGGGAGCGAUACGUCCAAGAAUGCGCGGUUCUGAUCAGUGCCGUCGGCCAUCUGGUAGACCCCAAGAAACUCGAUGUCCCUGGGAAAGAAACGUUCCAGGGCCAGAUCAUUCAUUCGAGUAAAUGGACGGAAGAGGUGGAUUUGACGGGGAAGAAUGUGGUGGUGUUGGGAAAUGGAAGUACUGCGGUACAGAUUGUCCCUGCGAUUCUGGACGACGUUAAGCAAUGCACGCAGAUCCAACGAGCCCCCCAAUGGAUCCUCAACCGCCCAAACCCAUACGUCCCCGAGAGCGUACGAAAAUGCCUCGCCCUCUUCCCCGUCCUCUUCGUCAUGCUACAGCAUUGCGGAUUCGCGCUUGCAGAACUCUUUUACCCUCUCUUAGGUCGACGGAUUCCUCGCAUCAGCAAAUCGCAUCUCCAAUCCUGCGGAGUCCCCGAGAAAUACCACUCCCUGCUAACGCCAUCGUACGAACCCGGCUGCAAACGCCUCGUCUUCGCCUCCUCGUACCUUCAAAACCUCUCGAACCCGAAACUCCACCUCCUACAGGACGAAAUCACCUCCCUUUCCCCCUCCGCCGUUGAAUUAAGGUCCGGCCUCUCGGUGCCCUGUGACGUGCUGAUCCUCGCGCACGGAUUCGAAUCUGAUACCUUUCAUUUCCCGAUCAAGGGGCGAAAGGGUCGUACGACCGCGAGGCAUUGGGAAGAGGUUGGAGGGCCGAGUUGCUAUAAGGGAUGCGCGAUGCAUGGGUUUCCGAAUUUCUUUAUGAUCAGGGGACCGAAUAUGGCGUCGGGACAUAACUCCGUGAUCUACUACAUCGAAAUGACCGUCGCUAUGAUCCUGAAGGUCGCGACCCCACUCAUCCAAGGACGCGUACGGAGCGUCGAAGUCAGGCCCCAGGUCGAGAAAUCAUACGUCGCUGUUGUUCAGGAGGCUUGUAAAAAGGGCGUCUGGGGACGAGGAUGCUCGACAUAUUAUGUCGACGGGACGGGGUGGAACCAUACGAUUUAUCCGUGGAACAGCUAUUGGUUGUGGUUUCAUCAGUUUGAGCGGGUGAGAAAUUGGAGUUUGGAGGUUUGA